AUGGCCAGCCGCGGGUUUGCCGAGAUCGAGCCCGUGUUGAGACGCGCAUGCAGUGGACAGUCGCAUGAUGCGACGCAUGGUGGGGAGGACGAAGAGGACCGACCUUCUGUGCGCACAAAUAUCCGUGUGGGGGAUGCCAGCUACACACCUCCACCGGAGCCCGCGGCAAAUCCCGAGGAGAGCGCGCUGAACGCCAGGACGGCUUUCAGAACAGAGGGGGGAUUGCAUUUGUUUUUCCCGCCAGACACGCUGGACCUGUGGGUGAACAAAGAGGUCAAGACCAACGACGAGGGGGAGCUCUUCCUUGCAUCGUCGGGAGAACCCUUGACGCCACAGCAGGCGGGGGAGUAUGCCGCCUAUCAGGCGAGGCUAUCCCACCGGUACCGCCUAGGAGACCAAGCCGACCGCCUUGUACGCAUCGUCGACAAAUGGUUGCCUCACGUGGCGGCCGAAAACAGAGUUUUCACGAUGAGAUUCCCAGAGAAAGUGCCGGCGCUUCUGGAAAAAGCUUGGGCGCUGCGACGGAGGAGGGCCGGGGGGGAGCGACCAGCUCCACACCUUCGGCGCAGCAGUCAGUGCCAGCCCAAGCAGUGGAACCGGAGCUUUGGGAGAAAGGCGACCGCGAAGAACGUGAAGACCAAGGAGGGGGAGACACGCAAUGGCCAUGGGGUCCCGAAGGCAGGCCAUCGGAUAGAACCAGUGGCCAACAACGGCCAAACGAACCUGCGGGGGAGCCACCGAACCGACCAAGCAGAGACGGGGGUGGCCGACGACGACCAAGUGAGCCCGCGGGGGAGCCGAAGCGCCGCCGCCUUCUCGGAGACCAGCCUAGUGAACCUGUGGGGGACCCUCCAGCAAGGAGGGGACAGCCAGCCAGUGGUGCAGCAUGAGACAAGGGGGGGACUCCACCUGCUUUUCCUCCCAAGCCCGCUCGAUACGUGGAUCGGGCGCAACGUGCAGCACAAUGACGAGACCGGCGAGCUCUAUGAUGAGAAGGGGGAGCCACUGGGGGAAGACGACCAGGAGGCCUACGCUAGCUACAGGGGGAGGCUUCGCAACCGCCAAGCCCUGGGAGCAGCGGCAGACAAGUUGGUGAAGAUCACGGAUGCCCGCGAGGUGAAGAAGAAGAAGCAAGCACAGCGUGGGAAGGGGGAGCUCAGGACUGAGGAAACGCCACCCGACUGGGGGAGCACCGACGAGGACAGCCGGGAAGAUGAUGAACAAGACCAAGGUGGUGACGUGCAAUGGCAGAAGCAGGCGGCCGGCGAAGUGGAGGGCAUGCGUCAGAAACAUGCGCAGGCGUGCUCUAACAGGGAGCAAAGCCGAAGGCAGAGGUUGGAGGAGUUCCGCCAGCGGAUCUCUGUGAAGGUUGACGUUGUCCUUGAAGCCAACGGGCGGGCUGUUGUCAAUGUCCAACUCGCUGCCAAAGACGGUGUGCCUGGCAUAUCCGACACUGAAAUCGACAUCCCCAUGAACGACGAGACUGCCCACGCCGCCACCAAAAUCCAAGCGAAGUUCAGGCAAAAGCAGGCGGCAGGCGAGGUAGACGCGAAGCGCAGAGAGAAAGAAAAGAUGCACGAUGCCGCGGAAAAUGAAAUCGACAUCCCCAUGAACGACGAGACUGCCCAAGCCGCCACCAAAAUCCAAGCGAAGUUCAGGCAAAAGCAGGCGGCAGGUGAGGUGGAGGCAAAACGCAGGGAGAAAGAAGAGAUGCACAGUGCCGCGGACAAAGACAUCGACAUCCCCAUGGACGACGAGACUGCCCAAGCCGCCACCAAAAUCCAAGCCAAGUUCAGGCAGAAGCAGGCAGCAAGUGAAGUAGAGGCAAUGCGCAAAGAGAAGCUGAAGAGCGAAUCCGGUGACGGGGCUGCUGAAGCCGAGCCGUCGGAUGUGGACAGAUUCGAGCCAGAUGUUGACAUUGAGCAGGCCGAGCUAGCCAGGCCUGCAGACGAGAUCAGCGAAGUCGAAGCCAUGCUCAAAGAGAAGGAGAAGGAGCAGCAACAGCUGGUUGAGGACAACUCGCCCAAGGUGGAGGGGAUGUUCGGCUCGAAGCAGGAGAAGAGGCCAAUGGCCGUGAGUCCUGCAAUUCCUGAAGGUGACGAGGAGUGA
This is a messenger RNA of Symbiodinium sp. CCMP2592, 2109 nucleotides long. The record is from the annotation of a GenBank genome assembly. Lineage: Eukaryota; Dinophyceae; Suessiales; Symbiodiniaceae.